This is a messenger RNA of Solea senegalensis (Senegalese sole), 561 nucleotides long. RefSeq names its product perforin-1-like. The transcript has 2 exons. The record is from RefSeq and is a predicted model, not a curated record. Lineage: Eukaryota; Metazoa; Chordata; Actinopteri; Pleuronectiformes; Soleidae. The coding region runs from base 96 to 509 and encodes 137 amino acids.
AUGGUGACGUCACGGUGAUCUGGUCUUUAAAACAUACUGGACGACGGACACACUGUGGCAGACAAGACAUCAAGACUGUAGCCUCCUGUGCAGCCAUGGCAUCCAAUCUUCCCAUUCUCCUUCUGCUCAUGUGCAGUCUGACUGUGGCGAAAGCCCAGCUGAAGGUGUUUGACCUGAGGGCCAGCGAUCUUCCAUCCAGCAUCCUGGGAACCACAGAUGGCUAUGUCAAGGUGAUCUGCAGCUCCGCCAUCGUUGGUCAGACAUCUGUGCGGAACAACGACAAAAACCCCUGGUGGAAGGAUGAGUUCUCCUACUUCGGGGCGCAGGAGAAUGACGUACUGAGGCUCGAGGUUCAUGACAGUGACUACCUCUUUGAUGACCUUCUUGGAGUCUGCCAGAGAAAUAUCAAGCAGGGUACCCAUGAGCACGACUGCUACCUGAAGAAAGGCGGAAUCCUUCAUUACUCCUAUACCCUAGGGGGUCAACGAGAUCAGGCCAGCACAGAUUAAUCCAACAAAUCAUGUUCAGAUUAUCCAGAAAAAAAAGAUAAAAUCAAAUAAA